AUGAAAGCGUGGACAAAACCGCAGGCACAAGCCUUGCUGAAGCCAGAACAACGGAAACCUUUCGUGAAGAAAUUCUCCACUGCAAAGACUUUUCCGGACUGGAAGCACAACAAGAAGGUAUUUUUAGGCAGGCCUCCUCAUGGUCUUGUACCUCCACCUGAUAAGUCACAGCUUACCAAUGAUUUUCAGGGCCAUAACAACCGCUUAAGCGCAACCUACAAGAAAAUGUAUUUUCUUCAGCCAUACGACCAUUUUGAUAACCAGAAUCCAAACUACUUUGAACAGGUUCGAGCUAAUCGACUGAUAAAGCAACCCGGUUAUAAUUAUAGCGUAUCCAACAAGAGAAUCUCGAAACCAGCUGGUAAAUUUUGA
This is a messenger RNA of Cylicostephanus goldi, 372 nucleotides long. Lineage: Eukaryota; Metazoa; Nematoda; Chromadorea; Rhabditida; Strongylidae. The record is from the annotation of a GenBank genome assembly.